Molecule: messenger RNA, 1255 nt
Organism: Cydia strobilella
Lineage: Eukaryota; Metazoa; Arthropoda; Insecta; Lepidoptera; Tortricidae
Gene: eIF2beta
Product: eukaryotic translation initiation factor 2 subunit 2
Exons: 1
Coding region: 104-1030 (308 amino acids)
Biological process (GO): formation of cytoplasmic translation initiation complex; translational initiation; formation of translation preinitiation complex
Cellular component (GO): eukaryotic translation initiation factor 2 complex
Molecular function (GO): translation initiation factor binding; mRNA binding; translation initiation factor activity
Source: RefSeq, a predicted model, not a curated record
UGACAAAGCUGGCUGAUGCAAUUUGCGAUUUGACAGGAGCAACCUGCCAGGGAUUUAUAACCAAGUUUAGUAUCAAGUGUGACUAGUAUUUUUUUAAAUAACCAUGGAUGAUGAUAUGAUAUUCGAUCCUUCUCUUAAGAAAAAGAAGAAGAAGAAGACUGGCUUCGACAUGGACGCCGCACUCGCGGAACAGGGUGAGAGCACGAGCAUGGAAGCUCCCGUGGACACGGGUGACGUCGACGUGCCAGAGGACGAUAACCUUGAUUUAGACAACUUCGGUAAAAAGAAGAAGAAGAAAAAGAAGACCUUUAACUUGGAAGAUAUCGAAAAUGCUUUGCCCGACACGAGAGAAGAGAGGCCUCCGGCCGAGGAGCCCCUGGAGGAGGAAGAGGUGGUGGACGAUCUGGACUUGGACAUAGACUUCACGGCCAAGAAAAAAAAGAAGAAGAAAACCGUGGACGAGCUCAUGGCGGAGGAGGAGGGUCGCGACGAGGAGAAGGAGAACGUGGAGGACGUGCACGGGGUCUGGGUGGGCUCCGACCGCGACUACACGUACGACGAGCUGCUCGAGCGCGUCUUCGACAUCAUGCGUGAAAAGAACCCCAGCAUGGUCUCCGGCAAGAAGCAAAAAUUCAUCAUGCGACCCCCUCAAGUUGUUAGAAUUGGCACAAAGAAGACAUCUUUUGCCAACUUUACAGAAAUUUGCAAAACACUGCAUCGUCAGCCUAAGCAUUUACUAGACUUUUUACUGGCCGAGUUAGGUACCAGCGGCUCUGUAGAUGGCAACAGCCAGCUUAUCAUCAAGGGUCGCUUCCAGCAGAAACAAAUAGAGAAUGUGUUACGUCGGUAUAUCAAGGAAUAUGUCACAUGCCAUACUUGUCGCUCCCCUGAUACCAUUUUACAGAAAGAUACUCGGUUGUUCUUCCUUCAGUGCGAGACCUGUGGGUCCCGUUGCUCCGUCGCUAGCAUCAAGUCUGGUUUCCAGGCUGUUACAGGCAAGCGUGCAGCCAUGCGUGCAAAGACUGCAUAGAACAUUAGUGCUUAGUGAUAAAACAAAUCACGGAUCUGGGGUACAUGCAGCUAUCUAUCUUCCUGUUCCUGGCUUCAUUUCUACUGUAAAUCUGGUGCUGAUCUUUGUAUAUGAAUGCCUGUGCAAUUGCAAGUUAGGUAGAUAUGAAUAAAUAAUAUAUGAAGAUAAUAUGUAUCUUCAAAUUUGUAUUAUGAUGAAUAUUAUUAAAUAUUUGGUUUUAAGCAG